AUGUCCGUGACAGCAGUCGAACAAGCAUUAGAGCAGCUUUAUUCGCUGAGUUCCACACCCGAUGCAAAAGCUGCGGCACAGAACUGGCUGCAGCAGCUGCAGAAAGAACCGGCAGCUUGGGAUGUUGCAGCGCAACUAUUGCGGUCACCGUCUGCGAAUGGACGAUUCUUUGGAGCAUUGACUUUCCAGACGAAGAUAACGACCGAUUGGUAUGGCAGGGCGUUCGGAAGGGAGGGACACUCAGAGGACUAUUACCUACAGACCCAUUUUCCUUACAGGAAGUCUCUAACCAGAGAACAGCUUGAGACCCUGCGGGACGAGCUACUACGUUGCUUGCUUGAUCAGGAGAAUCCUCCAUUCGUAACGAGGAAGCUCUGCGUUUCUUUGACUUUGUUUGCUCUACGGGACGAUACAAAAAUAUGGCCAAACUUCAUAUCCUCCUUCUGCGAGAUGGUGGACGAGCGAAUGCAGAGGACGGCUGACCAGGACGUGGCUGUCCAGUUCCAGAUGAUUCUGAUGGAUUUUCUGACGCUGGUGCCGGAGGAGGUUCUAAAGGCCAAUCUGGACAAUAGGCGAAAGGCACAUAUUUCGCAGGAGAUGAUGGACAACACAUCCCUCGCAUUGGGGAAAGUGCAGGCAACUCUAGUGGCAUCUGCACCUUCCAACCUUACGGAUCCGUCGCUCUUCCGGCAGCUGAAGGCCAAAGCGUUGCGUUGCAUGCUGAGUUGGGUCCAAUAUGAAGUACCGAUGGGGCUGGUCGCUCCGUUAGUGCAGAUUACGGUCCAAGCUCUGCCGGAACCGGAUUUGUUCGAGACUGCCAUGGACGUUCUCGCCGAUUUGAUGCUCUGCAAGAUCGAUCCGGUGCUGAAGUCAUAUCUGAAAGAGAACAUGCUGCUGCUCAUUACGACUGGAUGGUUGCAUCAACAGUUUCUGAAAGCUAUUGAAGGUUGGUUGGCGCAGACGAGUCGCAUUUGCCGCCUCUGCGUUGAGUUCGGGGACGGCUUGUUCACCUGCAAUGCCAAAACGAUGACAAGACCAGAGACCAUAACAUUUCUGAACAUGAUGCUACAGUUCACCGCGUACGGUGGUUACUUCGGAGCUGAUCAGGAGGUCUCUGAACUACCUUUGGAGUUUUGGGCCUUGCUACAAGAAGAAGUCGAAACCAUCCAAGAUACUUAUGAAGAUAUGAGUGAGUCAUCAGGCGUCCGGUUCGUUGAACCGGAUGAUCUCGACGUGCCUGUAAACCUGUCAGGAGUCUUACUUGAGGGCGUGGAGAACACUGGCCUCAGCUCAGGCUCGCAAGCAAAACGCGACCAACAUGCCGCCGCGCUGGAAGCUGCACGGACGGUUUUUGGGAAGCUUGUAGAGAUUCUGUGCCAGAAAAUGACGUUUCCGCCAGAGGCUGAAUGGACUGAGUGGCCCAAAGAUCUCCGAGAAAAGUUCAACUUCUAUCGUCGCGAUUGUAGUGAUACCAUUUUGCUGGCGUAUGAUGUUCUCGGAGAGGGAGUACUGGCGUAUUGUGUACCCCGCGCAAUCCAGCAAUGGGCCGAAGUAAAGAGUCGGGUCGCCCCAUGGCAGGUGUUCCAGCCACUGGAGGCCACUUUAUACGCCAUCCGCUCGGUUAGCGACUCUGUCCACGACGACAAACAACAAUGGCUGGGCCGGAUCUUUGGCGCUGAUUAUUUGGCUCAAAUCACCGAACUCGCUGCUACGACCAUAGCUAGCAGCUCCAAGUCCUUCGUUCUUACAAGGCUCAGAAUCACCACAUGUCUGCUCAUUGGAUCAUAUAGUGAAUGGCUCAAGGAGCAUCCUGACCAUUUACGGCUUGCUAUUCGAUAUCUGGCGACGUGCGUAACAAGUCCGGCGGUUGCGAAAGCUGCUGUCGACGGGCUUCUCACCAUAUGUGACGUGUGUCGCAAAGAGUUGGUUGAGGAGGUUGAUCCAUUGAUUGAGCUUUGGUUGGGUGCUGGGCCGUCCUUAUCGCUGAUCCCGAAGUCUAGGCUGGUGAAAGCGAUUGGGAAUGUGGUUCAAAGCUUACCAUCCGAGGCUCUGCUGCCCAGGCUAUUGGUGCUGAUAGAAAGCAUCAUUAAAGACAUCAAGACGGCGCUAGAAGGAGGGCCCCAGGAUGCCGACAAGGGUGAAGAGAUCGUCAUACAGCAGUUGACUUGCCUGAGAUCCAUAUGCAAAGGUAUCCAGCAACCGGACGACCUGGUGUCCUUGGUAGUAUCGGAACACGACGCGCCGCCCGCUCAGGGCACUAGCGAUCCACAUCAGGCUAUGGUGGCUAGUGUCAUGUGGGAUAUGACGCAGGGCAUUUGCAGGUCCUUUGCUGCUGAUGCUGAGGUUAUGAAGGUGAGCGUGGAAAACAUGCGUUCUGGAUGUACCUCCAGGGAGCUGUACGGUCCUAAACCAACCCCGUGUCGAUAUCAGGAACUAUGUUCCUUCAUCAACGAAGCAUUGCGCAACUCCCUACCAAUCUUCACUCUCAACCUCCGGUCUCUGAAUGACCUGAUCGUCCGAAACUACUCCGAACAUUUGCAUGCAUGCUUCCUCGACACGGCUGCCGGCAUCGUCACAGCAUAUGGAGGAAGUUGGGCCGCGGGCGAACCAGUCAGUGCUGACGAUUGGAGUCUGGCGAGCCUUCUUUCCGAGCUGUGUAGAAUCACAAUCGCGUUCCUGCAGCAGCACGACGUGGUGGAAUAUCCCGAUUUGGUGCAGUCUGCGUUUGCUAUGCUCACAAGGUUCGCUGAAAAGUGCCCUCGGGCAUUCCUCACAAUUGACGCCAGCCUGACCCAAAGCCUUUUCGGCGGGCUUCUGCUCAGAGGCCUAUCGGUACAUGAAAGGUUCGCGGUAGAGCCCGUCGCACAUUUCAUAUCGGUUUUUGUCCAUCUCGACAGUGGCGAGUCGGAUGUGGCUGCGUUCGUGCGAGGUGUGGUGGAGAGCGUGGGCGCCAACAUUGUCUAUGAAUUGCUUCAGAACAUCGGUGGACGACAACCGCGUUCUAUGGACGAAAAGUUCGCGGAUGUUCUCUACGCGUUAUUGGUGAAGUACCCGCAACCGAUGCAUAAAUGGAUGUACGAUUGUCUGGCGCAGGGCGGAUUCCCCUCCCAUCAUGCCACCGCCGCAUACAAGGAGUCGUUUCUUAAGAACGCGGUUGGCGGAUGUAUACCCCGGCUGAGUAACAGCACGCUGCCGACAUGGCCACGCCUAAUGGACGGAACGCUUAAACAGUCGAGCCCCCAAGCCAUCCACCUAGUAGGGCGGUUCCUUGCACGACGAGCAGAUAAAGUGCAGAAUGGGAUGUUCAUCUUUUGCAGUGCGUGCGGAGUGCGGAGAUGGUUGAAACGCGUGACUGUUCACAGAACGCGUCGCUCACACCUCCUCCCUUUCCAGACAUGGCCUUCAACAAGGUUCCUAGACAUCAAGUACCUCCGACUGGCAGUCCUUAUGGCCAAUGGAUCGGAUGGAUCAGAAAGCACGCUUGGGUAG
Molecule: messenger RNA, 3489 nt
Organism: Fimicolochytrium jonesii
Lineage: Eukaryota; Fungi; Chytridiomycota; Chytridiomycetes; Spizellomycetales; Powellomycetaceae
Product: armadillo-type protein
Exons: 18
Coding region: 1-3489 (1162 amino acids)
Biological process (GO): protein import into nucleus
Cellular component (GO): cytoplasm; nuclear membrane
Molecular function (GO): small GTPase binding
Source: RefSeq, a predicted model, not a curated record